Messenger RNA from Sorghum bicolor (sorghum), 1021 nucleotides. RefSeq lists its product as uncharacterized. NCBI's taxonomy places the organism in Eukaryota, Viridiplantae, Streptophyta, Magnoliopsida, Poales, Poaceae. The record is from RefSeq and is a predicted model, not a curated record. The coding region runs from base 196 to 636 and encodes 146 amino acids. The transcript is spliced from 2 exons.
AAAAAAAAAAAAAAAAAAAAAAAAAAAAAAAAACUCCUGCUUGCUCAGCCGGUUGCCUCGCCGCCUCCGAAACCCGCCUCGUCGGCGCCUUCCAGAUGCUCCCAUAGCCGGCCGCGGCUGCGGCCAGCCAUCCGUGUGGGCUAUCCGGGGCCUCCUCCGGGGAGCCUCGCCGUCGUUCCGCUGCAGAGAGUUUCGAUGAUCAAAUGGAAUUGCAAUUCUACUAUAGGUAGGUGGACUUGUAACCUGCUUCUCAAGGCGGUGAUAGUCGGCGACGUCAAGGAUGUCCUCGGCGUCAUAGAAGGCGGACUUGAGCCUCUUUGCCCACUGCUCCACACGACCCCGCUGCUCGGGAGGGAUCCUCUCGGCCUGUUGCCGCAUCAGCUCCAGCCGUGGGAGAAGACGCUCCUCCAGAUCACGCAGCUUCUCCGACUCGUCAAAGCCGAGAAGUUCAAAGCCAUGGUUGAGGAGCUUGGUGGUGAUGGGCGACACGAUCCACCCCAGCGUGGAGAUGGCCCACCCGACCGCGGCAACCUCCGCCAUGGACGCAGGCAAGCAAAGGGAGCAGGAAAGGAGACCCUAAGUUUGCGCGUCUGUGUUCUUGGUUUCCUGCUCAGCUCAGCUCGGUGGAAAUUCUAGUUCGUGGAGGCAGUUCUAGGAGUCUAGCUGGCCACCAUCGUGGAGUGAGUUCUUCCACAUAGGGAUAACUGGAUGUGGUUUGCAGCAACAAGACGACGAGAAAAUUCGUUGGUCGUUGUCGUGGUAGUCUCUAUGCUCUUUCCUUGAAGUUGCUGCUGUAUUUUCAGUGAUAGCACUUGCUUCUCCUUUUGUUUUCCUUUUUCUUUUGGCGAAUUAGAUUAGAUUUCUCUUUUCUUGGUGAAAGAUGUGUUCUUUUUUUUUGAAACUGGGUGGAUUCCAUUACUCAGAUGCUAACAUGUCGUUAGCAACACAUACAUGUUCUCAGUUGUCAUAUGCCUGAAUAUUUGGCUUUCCUAUAAACAGAGAAUGUUCUCCGUUCUGAAAA